Messenger RNA from Camarhynchus parvulus, 1632 nucleotides. RefSeq names its product hyaluronan binding protein 2 (gene HABP2). Gene Ontology annotation, biological process: blood coagulation; proteolysis. The transcript has 13 exons. The record is from RefSeq and is a predicted model, not a curated record. Gene Ontology annotation, molecular function: calcium ion binding; serine-type endopeptidase activity. NCBI's taxonomy places the organism in Eukaryota, Metazoa, Chordata, Aves, Passeriformes, Thraupidae. The coding region runs from base 1 to 1632 and encodes 543 amino acids.
AUGGAAGUCUAUGUGGGCCAUGUAGAAGAUUAUGGUUUUAUUGAUAAGUUUAGUAUUUUUGCAGAUGAGACUGAUGACUAUGAGAACUACUACUAUACAGAAGCGAAGCAGGACACCAACCUCCAGCAGGAGCUCUCAGAGGAAUUUAGCUGGAUGGAGAAAUCUUUAGGUGUCUUCGAUUACAUGACAGACUCAUGCUACUCCAACCCCUGCAAGAAUGGUGGUACGUGUGAAGCCAAGGGAAGUGACUUCAGCUGUCACUGCCCCAAGCCAUACGGUGGGACUACAUGUGAAAAAGUGGAGGACAUGUGUCUGGAGAAGAACUGCCACUUUGGUGACUGCCUGGUAAUAUUAACCCCACCUUAUUUUAAGUGCAGCUGCAAGCCUCCCUACAAGAGACCCUCCUGCCAGCGCGCAUCCAAACAGUGCAGCCCAAACCCUUGCAAAAAUGGAGGCACCUGUAUACGGAACAGAUACAGAUCAAAAUUCACCUGCAAGUGCCCUGAACCUUUCAGAGGGAGAUUCUGCGAGAUCGGACCAAAUGAUUGUUAUGAAGAGGACUCCUCUACUUAUAGAGGUAGAGUGAGCCAAGCAGAAAAUGGCAGGACCUGCCUGCACUGGAAUUCCCACCAUCUCUUGGACCAUCCUUUUAAUGCCUUUAUGGAGGAUGCUGACUCAUAUGGCAUUGGUGAACACAACUUCUGCAGGAAUCCUGAUGAGGAUGAAAAACCCUGGUGCUACAUCAGGAAAAAUAAUGAAGUGGAUUGGGAAUACUGUGAUGUUUCACUCUGCGCGGCUGAAGAGACCCCGACAGAGCCCCCUACAGACCCCCCUGAAGUAUUCCAAACAUGUGGACAACCAGAAGUUCGUAGGACACUCAAGAAGAUCUAUGGUGGAUCCAAGGCUACAGCUGGAAAACAUCCCUGGAUGGCAUCUCUGCAGAUACAGACUCCAGAUGGGAAUAAACAUUUCUGUGGUGGAGUGCUAAUUAAAUCAUGCUGGGUUCUUACUGCUGCACACUGCCUUGAAAACCUAGAAACAAAGAUCCAAGUAGCCCUUGGCAAGCAAAACCUCAAGAAGAAAGAGGAUCAUGAGCAAAUAUUUGAUGCAGUGGAAGUAAUUUUACAUGACAAAUACAGAGAGGAGAUGGGUCGUGCCCUAUACAAUGAUAUCGCACUGCUUAAACUGCAGCCUGUUGAUGGCUACUGCGCAGUGGAAACAAAGUAUGUGAAAAUAGCAUGUCUCCCAGACUUCUUCCUUCCUGCUGGAACUUCCUGCUUCAUUGCUGGAUGGGGUGACACAGAGACAGGUGACCCAUCCCAUCAGCUGUUAGAUGCCAAUGUCAGGCUGAUUUCGCAGAGGAAAUGCAAUGAACCCAACAUACAUCAUGACAAACUGGACGAUAGCAUGUUUUGUGCAGGACGUCUUCGGAAACCCGGAAUCGAUUCUUGUCAGGGAGACUCUGGAGGCCCACUGACUUGUGUAGCAAAUGGCUCCUACUACGUAUAUGGCCUUGUGAGCUGGGGUGAGGGAUGUGGGUUAAAAAACAAGCCAGGAGUUUAUACCCAGGUGACAAAAUUCACCAGUUGGAUUAAUGCUGUAAUUCAGUAUUCAUCGAGGUCACGUCAGUAG